AUGUCAUCCGUCAAGCGUCUGGUGUAUGCAAUCAUCCAAUUCUUAAGAGAGCAGAGUCAGCGGGAUGUGUACACAGCAGAUGAACAAGAAAGUUUAGAAGUUGCAGUACAGUGUUUGGAGACUGUUUUUAAGCUCAGUCCUGGUGAUGUACAUCUUUCUACACCCAACUCCUUGGAAGAAUUAUUUUCACAAGCACAUUUUAAGAAUGAUGAAUUGACACCAGCAGAAUCGCCAUCAGUCUCUCCAGCCGACAUAGAAAAGGCUGAACAGCUAAAAGAUGAAGGUAACAAUUACAUGAAGGAACAGAACUAUGAAGCUGCUGUAGAGUGCUACUCACAGGCAGUUGAGUUGGAUCCAAACAAUGCGGUAUAUUACUGCAACAGGGCCGCCGCACAUAGUCAGUUAGGUCACCAUGAAGAUGCAAUAACAGACUGUGAAAAAGCCAUAUCAAUUGAUGAAAAGUACAGCAAAGCCUACGGGAGAAUGGGACGAGCCCUGGCAGCCUUAAAUAAGUACAAAGAAGCAAUCAGCAGCUACCAGAAAGCCUUGGAUCUAGAUCCUGAAAAUGAAUCCUAUAAAUCCUAUCUGAAGAUUGCAGAACAGAAAGUCAGACAAGUCCCCAGUCCGACAAGUGCUGGAUGGGGAUUUUGAUAUGGCGAGCCUCAUGAAUAACCCAGCCUUCGUGAGCAUGGCAGCCAGUUUGAUGCAGGAUCCACAAGUGCAACGCCUGAUGUCUGGAAUGAUGUCUAAUGCAGGAGGGGGUCCUGCAGCUGGUGUUGGAGGGCUAACAGACCUCUCGGGUCUUAUCCAAGCUGGACAACAGUUUGCACAACAGAUUCAGCAGCAAAACCCUGAACUGAUACAACAACUUAGAAACCAUGUGCGAAGUCGAUCUUUCAGCGGGACCACUGAGGAGCAUUCAUGA
Messenger RNA from Staurois parvus, 925 nucleotides. Lineage: Eukaryota; Metazoa; Chordata; Amphibia; Anura; Ranidae. The record is from the annotation of a GenBank genome assembly.